This is a messenger RNA of Coregonus clupeaformis (lake whitefish), 2478 nucleotides long. Its product is annotated as putative GPI-anchored protein pfl2. The transcript is spliced from 2 exons. The record is from RefSeq and is a predicted model, not a curated record. The coding region runs from base 1 to 2478 and encodes 825 amino acids. Lineage: Eukaryota; Metazoa; Chordata; Actinopteri; Salmoniformes; Salmonidae.
AUGAACGCUAAGUGGAGUGGAACCAAGCUGACUCAGCCUUCCAUUAGCAGUGGAACCAAGCUGACUCAGCCUUCCAUUAGCAGUGGAACCAAGCUGACUGAGCCUUCCAUUAGCAGUGGAACCAAGCUGACUCAGCCUUCCAUUAGCAGUGGAACCAAGCUGACUCAGCCUUCCAUUAGCAGUGGAACCAAGCUGACUCAGCCUUCCAGUGGAACCAAGCUGACUCAGCCUUCCAUUAGCAGUGGAACCAAGCUGACUCAGCCUUCCAUUAGCAGUGGAACCAAGCUGACUGAGCCUUCCAUUAGCAGUGGAACCAAGCUGACUGAGCCUUCCAUUAGCAGUGGAACCAAGCUGACUCUGCCUUCCAGUGGAACCAAGCUGACUCUGCCUUCCAGUGGAACCAAGCUGACUCAGCCUUCCAUUAGCAGUGGAACCAAGCUGACUCAGCCUUCCAUUAGCAGUGGAACCAAGCUGACUCAGCCUUCCAUUAGCAGUGGAACCAAGCUGACUCUGCCUUCCAGUGGAACCAAGCUGACUCUGCCUUCCAGUGGAACCAAGCUGACUCAGCCUUCCAUUAGCAGUGGAACCAAGCUGACUCAGCCUUCCAGUGGAACCAAGCUGACUCAGUCUUCCAGUGGAACCAAGCUGACUCUGCCUUCCAUUAGCAGUGGAACCAAGCUGACUCAGCCUUCCAUUAGCAGUGGAACCAAGCUGACUCAGCCUUCCAUUAGCAGUGGAACCAAGCUGACUCAGUCUUCCAGUGGAACCAAGCUGACUCUGCCUUCCAGUGGAACCAAGCUGACUCAGCCUUCCAUUAGCAGUGGAACCAAGCUGACUCUGCCUUCCAUUAGCAGUGGAACCAAGCUGACUGAGCCUUCCAGUGAAACCAAGCUGACUCAGCCUUCCAUUAGCAGUGGAACCAAGCUGACUGAGCCUUCCAUUAGCAGUGGAACCAAGCUGACUCAGCCUUCCAUUAGCAGUGGAACCAAGCUGACUCAGCCUUCCAUUAGCAGUGGAACCAAGCUGACUGAGCCUUCCAGUGGAACCAAGCUGACUCAGCCUUCCAUUAGCAGUGGAACCAAGCUGACUCAGCCUUCCAUUACCAGUGGAACCAAGCUGACUCAGCCUUCCAGUGGAACCAAGCUGACUCAGCCUUCCAUUAGCAGUGGAACCAAGCUGACUCAGCCUUCCAGUGGAACCAAGCUGACUCAGCCUUCCAUUAGCAGUGGAACCAAGCUGACUCAGCCUUCCAUUAGCAGUGGAACCAAGCUGACUCAGCCUUCCAGUGGAACCAAGCUGACUCAGCCUUCCAGUGGAACCAAGCUGACUCAGCCUUCCAUUAGCAGUGGAACCAAGCUGACUCAGUCUUCCAUUAGCAGUGGAACCAAACUGACUCAGCCUUCCAGUGGAACCAAGCUGACUCUGCCUUCCAGUGGAACCAAGCUGACUCAGCCUUCCAUUAGCAGUGGAACCAAGCUGACUCUGCCUUCCAUUAGCAGUGGAACCAAGCUGACUCAGCUUUCCAUUAGCAGUGGAACCAAGCUGACUCAGCCUUCCAUUAGCAGUGGAACCAAGCUGACUCAGCCUUCCAGUGGAACCAAGCUGACUCAGCCUUCCAUUAGCAGUGGAACCAAGCUGACUCAGCCUUCCAGUGGAACCAAGCUGACUCAGCCUUCCAGUGGAACCAAGCUGACUCAGCCUUCCAUUAGCAGUGGAACCAAGCUGACUCAGCCUUCCAGUGGAACCAAGCUGACUCAGCCUUCCAUUAGCAGUGGAACCAAGCUGACUCAGCCUUCCAUUAGCAGUGGAACCAAGCUGACUCAGCCUUCCAUUAGCAGUGGAACCAAGCUGACUCUGCCUUCCAUUAGCAGUGGAACCAAGCUGACUCAGCCUUCCAUUAGCAGUGGAACCAAGCUGACUGAGCCUUCCAUUAGCAGUGGAACCAAGCUGACUCAGCCUUCCAGUGGAACCAAGCUGACUCAGCCUUCCAGUGGAACCAAGCUGACUCAGCCUUCCAGUGGAACCAAGCUGACUCAGCCUUCCAGUGGAACCAAGCUGACUCAGCCUUCCAGUGGAACCAAGCUGACUCAGCCUUCCAGUGGAACCAAGCUGACUCAGCCUUCCAUUAGCAGUGGAACCAAGCUGACUCAGCCUUCCAUUAGCAGUGGAACCAAGCUGACUCUGCCUUCCAGUGGAACCAAGCUGACUCUGCCUUCCAGUGGAACCAAGCUGACUCAGCCUUCCAUUAGCAGUGGAACCAAGCUGACUCAGCCUUCCAUUAGCAGUGGAACCAAGCUGACUCAGUCUUCCAGUGGAACCAAGCUGACUGAGCCUUCUAUUAGCAGUGGAACCAAGCUGACUGAGCCUUCCAGUGGAACCAAGCUGACUCAGCCUUCCAGUGGAACCAAGCUGACUCAGCCUUCCAUUAGCAGUGGAACCAAGCUGACUCAGCCUUCCAGUGGAAACAAGGGAAGAUAG